Messenger RNA from Jatropha curcas, 948 nucleotides. Its product is annotated as putative RING-H2 finger protein ATL21A. The record is from RefSeq and is a predicted model, not a curated record. Gene Ontology annotation, molecular function: polysaccharide binding. NCBI's taxonomy places the organism in Eukaryota, Viridiplantae, Streptophyta, Magnoliopsida, Malpighiales, Euphorbiaceae.
CACUUUUCCAUGUUAGCUAUUCUAUAUAUAAUGUAGAAAGAAUGUAUUAAUAGAAGUAACCAACUACUGCUUAGCCUAGAAUCUCUGGUUUUGCAAGAAAUGAAUACUUCAGUCUUCUAUAUUCUCUUCUUCUCUUCCAUAUUUCUAAGCAUAGAUUCUUUUCAAGUCAACUGCAGCGACUCUGCUCCUGAUAUUCAUUUUCCUUUCUGGAUAUCAAAUCAGCACCCCCAGCACUGCAAUAAUCACCCAGCUUUUGAACUUUCUUGCAAAGAAAACACCACCAUGAUUUAUUUUCCAUGUUAUGGAGAUUUGGGUGUGAAAUCCAUUUCCUAUGACAUUAAAAAAAUCGAUCUUUUUGAUCCGAAGAAUUGUGUUCAUCAAGUCUUUCUCAAUCUCAACCUUUCUCAAACACCAUUCAGAUAUUACUAUCUUGUCAAGGACUACACAUACCUUAAUUGUUCAACAACGCUCUCACCUUCUUUUGUAGAGAUUCCAUGCUUAAGUGGGUCGAAACAUCAUGUUUAUACUGUAGAUUCCUCUUUUUCUGUGCCGGUUUCUUGCAGGGUAGUUAAAACUGUCGCCGUUCCAUUUGCAUACUCACCUUUUCUUGCUGAUAAUAGUUUUGGCCUUGGAUUAACUUGGAGCUUGCCUGGAGAUGAUUAUAAAGGUUUUUCAAUCAAGAAGUCGAUUUUAGGUGAUAUCUAUGGCCAGUUGUUGCAGAUUUUGUUAUGUAUUUUGGCAGCAAUGGUGCUUGUAGGCAUAAAGAUCUAUCAUUCAAAGAAGCAGAAUACGCAGAUAGAUGAUGAGAGUCUUCUUGUUCUUGGGGUUAGAGGACACUGUAAAAUUCAAGAAAACAGGGAAUGGUUGACAGAUACACUGUCGAUGACCAAGUUAAACCUAAACUAGUAGAAAAAUUUUUAAUCAGCACAUUUGUUAACUUGUUUCUUU